AUGGGAAGUGAUAUUGGUACCAUUUCAUUUGAUAGAUGUACCACAGAUAUGUAUUACUGGCUUGUACAGUUAACUAUAAAACUUAGUAAAUGGAUUACUGCUGUAACUUUUGGUGGUUUGAUUCUGUUGAGGCAUGAUGGUCUUGCAUUAUGGGCUGCAACUGGGUCCGUUACAAACUUUUUACUGUCAGUUAUUUUGAAGCGGAUCUUGAAACAAGAAAGGCCUGUUUCUCAAGUGUCGUCUGGGCCCGGAAUGCCAUCUUCGCAUGCCCAAUCCAUAUUUUUCUCUCUUGUAUUUGUGAUUCUGUCAGUGAUCGAAUUGAUGGGGUCAAGUGGAGUUACGACAAUCCUUGGUGUUCUAAUCGUAACGAUUGGUUCAUAUUUUGCAUGGCUAAGAGUAUUCCUAAAUUAUCACACCACAAAACAAGUGGUAGUCGGCACAAUUGUCGGGUCCAUUUUUUCGGUUUUGUGGUUUUGGGCAUGGGAUAUAAUAGUUCAUGAAGCUUAUAACACGUAUAUGUGGGUUCAAGUUUUUUUAUUUGUAGGAGUUGCUUGUUACUAUUUAGGCUUUAUUUCCUACCUGUUUUUGCAUUUGACAAAAGAUGAAUCAUAUUGA
Messenger RNA from Erigeron canadensis, 615 nucleotides. RefSeq names its product lipid phosphate phosphatase epsilon 1, chloroplastic-like. Lineage: Eukaryota; Viridiplantae; Streptophyta; Magnoliopsida; Asterales; Asteraceae. Gene Ontology annotation, molecular function: dolichyldiphosphatase activity. Gene Ontology annotation, biological process: lipid biosynthetic process; protein N-linked glycosylation. The coding region runs from base 1 to 615 and encodes 204 amino acids. Gene Ontology annotation, cellular component: intracellular membrane-bounded organelle; endoplasmic reticulum membrane. The record is from RefSeq and is a predicted model, not a curated record. The transcript is spliced from 4 exons.